Messenger RNA from Pristis pectinata (smalltooth sawfish), 4982 nucleotides. It is a transcript of the gene dnmt1, whose product is annotated as DNA (cytosine-5-)-methyltransferase 1. Gene Ontology annotation, cellular component: nucleus. Gene Ontology annotation, molecular function: chromatin binding; zinc ion binding; DNA (cytosine-5-)-methyltransferase activity. Lineage: Eukaryota; Metazoa; Chordata; Chondrichthyes; Rhinopristiformes; Pristidae. The record is from RefSeq and is a predicted model, not a curated record.
ACCCCGCGCUCGCGCCGCCUCGCGCCUGCCCGUCCGUUAGUUCCCGGCGGCGGGCGGCGGGCGUCCGCGGCUUCUCCCCGCACCGCUCCGCUCCGGCCACCGCCAGCAUGCCCGGCACCACCCGCAAUCCCUCUUGCUGCCCCCUGCCCGACGAUGUCAAGAAGCGGCUUCAAGCACUUGAGGAUAAAGUUGGUCUCACAGAGAAGGAAUGUGUGAAAGAAAAGCUGAGUUUGCUGCAUGGCUUCUUACAAGCAGAUGCACAAAACGACCUCAGCGAGCUAGAAACAAAAUUUCAGAAAGAAGAGCUCUCUGAGGAGGGUUAUCUAGCCAAAGUGAAAGCAUUGCUCAGCCAAGAGCUUUCAAUAGGGAAUGGAGAUUCAGAGCUUGGUGUCAAUUCAAAUGGUUGCACAGAAAAUGGAGCUAAGGACAGUGAUAAAAGUGACACCAAUGGUGUAUCUGAUGAGCCAAAUGGCCAAGAGGAGAGCAAUAUGGAAACAGAAGCAGUGGUUUUCCCAACAGCGAAGGGUCGUGGGAAGCGACUAAGUAAAUCCAAUGGAGACAACAAACGACUAUCGGGAAGUCCAAGGGUCACCAGGAACUCAGCAAAGCAGCAAGCUACAAUUAUAUCCAUGUUUGCUAAAGUAGCAAACAAACGCAAGUCAGAGGACCUAAGUGAAUUAGAAUCAAAAAAUAUUGAAGCAGAAGAAUGUGAUGAUGAGCAGGAGCAGGAUGAAAAGAAAAUUAAAGUUGAAUCAGAACAAAAGCUGUUUAGUGGGACCAAGGCUACCUCUGACUGCAAACCCAAAAUUGAACAAACUCCUAAGACGCCACCUCCCAAAUGCACAGAUUGCAAGCAGCUCUUGGAUGAUCCAGAUCUCAAAUACUUCCAGGGGGAUCCUGAUGAUGCAUUAGAAGAGCCUGAGAUGUUGACUAAUGAGCGUUUGUCACUAUUUGAAGGAACAAAUGAUGAAGGGUUUGAAAGUUAUGAUGACUUGCCUCAACAUAAAGUCACUUUCUUCAGUAUUUAUGAUCGGAAAGGCCACUUAUGUCCUUUUGAUACUGGCCUGAUCGAAAAGAAUGUGGAGCUAUACUUCAGUGGUGUGGUGAAACCAAUCUAUGAUGAUAACCCUAGCCUGGAUGGUGGAGUCAGAGCUAAAAAACUAGGACCAAUAAAUGCCUGGUGGAUAACUGGUUUUGAUGGUGGAGAAAAGGCUUUGAUUGGGUUUACAACAGCAUUUGCUGACUAUAUAUUAAUGGAUCCCAGUGAUGAAUAUGCAACCAUCUUUGCUGUGAUGCAAGAGAAAAUCCACAUAAGCAAAAUAGUCAUCGAGUUUCUACAAAAUAAUCCUGAUUCCACUUAUGAAGACCUGUUAAACAAGAUAGAGACCACAGUACCUCCUGCUGGACUGAGUUUCACUCGCUUCACUGAGGAUUCGCUGCUGAGACAUGCUCAGUUUGUUGUGGAACAAGUGGAGAGCUAUGAUGAGGCUGGUGAUGUUGAUGAACAGCCGAUCAUUAUAACUCCCUGUAUGAGAGAUCUGAUCAAGCUGGCUGGUGUCACCCUCGGGAAAAGGCGAGCAGCAAGACGACAAGCUAUACGUCACCCUACCAAGAUCGAUAAGGACAAGGGGCCCACUAAAGCCACUACCACCAAGUUGGUGUAUCAGAUCUUUGAUACCUUCUUCUCUGAGGAAAUUGAUCAGAAUGACAAAGAGAAUGGUUCAAAACGCAGGCGCUGUGGAGUGUGUGAGGUUUGUCAACAGCCUGACUGUGGGAAGUGCAAAGCUUGUAAGGACAUGGUGAAGUUUGGGGGCUUUGGUCGUAGCAAACAAGCCUGCUUACAAAGAAGGUGUCCAAAUCUGGCCGUGAAGGAGGCUGAUGAUGACGAGAACGAUGAAGAUGAUUCCGAGAUAAUUGACAAAGCUUCUCCCAAAAGAAUGUUGCAGGGUAGAAAAAAGAAGCAGUCAAAAAGCCGCAUCUCUUGGAUUGGAGAGGCUAUCAAGUCUGAUGGAAGGAAAACCUAUUACCAGAAAGUGUCUGUUGAUGAUGAAACUCUGGCAAUCAAUGACUGUGUGGCAGUCAGCCCAGACGACCCCACCAAACCCCUUUACUUAGCAAGAAUCACAUCCAUGUGGGAAGAUGUCAAUGGGAAGAUGUUCCAUGCAAAUUGGUUUUGCCGUGGCACAGACACGGUGCUGGGUGAGACCUCUGAUCCACUUGAGCUCUUUCUAGUGGAUGAGUGUGAAGACAUGCAGUUAUCUUAUGUAGACAGCAAAGUUAAGGUUAUCCACAAGGCUGCCUCAGAGAACUGGGCACUGGAGGGUGGAAUGGAUGAUAAUUUUGAGCUGAAGAUGGUUGAAGACGAUGGAAAGACCUACUUCUACCAGAUGUGGUAUGAUCCGGAGUAUUCACGAUUCCAGAUUCCUCCUAGUUCUGAAUCAACGGAUGAGAAUAAGCACAAAUUCUGUGACAGCUGUACUCGGUUGGCUGAAAUCAGGCAACGAGAGAUGCCACGGGUACUAGAACCAUUGGAGGUAAAGGACGAUUCAAAGGUUUUCUACUCAUUGGCUUCUAAGAAUGGAACGCAGUAUAAAGUUGGAGAUGGUGUUUACCUCCUACAAGAGGCAUUCUCAUUCAGUGUUAAGCCAUCCAGUCCUGGCAAGCGACCAAUAAAAAAAGAUGACGUUGAUGAGGACCUUUACCCUGAGUACUAUCGCAAGUCAUCUGAUUACAUCAAAGGCAGCAAUCUUGAUAUUCCCGAACCAUUCCGAAUUGGCCGCAUUCAAGAAAUCUUCUGUCAUAAGCGGAGCAAUGGCAAACCCAAUGAAGCAGAUAUUAAGCUCCGAAUCAAUAAAUUCUAUCGAGCUGAGAACACGCACAGUCUUAAAGCCAGUUACCACACUGAUAUCAACUUGUUAUACUGGAGUGAUGAAGAAGUGACUGUGGACUUUAAAGACAUCCAAGGUCGCUGUACUGUGGAAUAUGGUGAAGACCUCUCUGUGUCCAUUCAGGAAUACUGUGCUGGAGGCCCAGACAGAUUCUAUUUCUUAGAGGCCUACAAUGCAAAGAUGAAAUCCUUUGAAGACCCUCCAAACCGUGCCCGCAGUUCAGCCAACAAAGGCAAGGGUAAAGGGAAAGGCAAAGGCAAAGGAAAGGGGAAGUCUACAACUGAACCUGAACAAACAGAGCCAGAGGUUACGGACAACAAAUUCGAGAAACUUCGCGCCUUGAUGUUUUCCUCAGGCUGUGGGGGGCUGUCUGAAGGAUUCCAUCAGGCAGGUCUUUCGGAAACCCUUUGGGCCAUUGAGAUGUGGGAUCCAGCAGCCCAGGCUUUCCGCUUGAACAAUCCUGGAGCAACCGUAUUCACAGAGGACUGCAACGUUCUCUUGAAACUUGUCAUGGCUGGGGAGAAGACCAAUUCACUGGGACAGAAACUGCCACAAAAGGGCGAUGUGGAAUUGCUGUGUGGUGGCCCUCCAUGCCAGGGCUUCAGUGGAAUGAAUCGCUUCAAUUCCCGUACAUACUCCAAAUUCAAGAACUCCCUUGUAGUGUCUUAUCUCAGCUAUUGUGACUAUUACCGGCCCAGGUUUUUCCUGCUGGAAAAUGUGAGGAACUUUGUAUCGUUCAAGCGCUCCAUGGUUCUGAAGCUAACCCUUCGGUGCCUUGUGCGAAUGGGCUACCAGUGCACAUUCGGUGUGUUGCAGGCUGGUCAGUAUGGAGUUGCCCAGACCCGCCGGAGAGCUAUCAUUCUGGCCGCUGCCCCUGGAGAGAAACUGCCACUCUUCCCAGAGCCUUUGCAUGUCUUUGCGCCAAGGGCCUGCCAGCUGAGUGUGGCAGUGGAUGAUAAGAAGUUUGUCAGCAACAUAACCAGGACAAAGUCGGCUCCAUACAGAACCAUCACUGUAAGAGAUACCAUGUCCGAUCUGCCUGAAAUUCGCAAUGGGGCAUCUGCGUUGGAAAUUUCGUACAAUGGCGAACCCCAGUCCUGGUUCCAGCGGCAGAUUCGGGGCACACAGUACCAGCCCAUUCUGCGGGAUCAUAUUUGUAAGGAUAUGAGUGCCUUGGUCGCAGGCAGAAUGCGUCACAUUCCCCUUGCCCCAGGGUCUGACUGGCGUGAUCUUCCAAAUAUUGAGGUGCGCCUCUCCGAUGGCACCAUGACCAAAAAGCUGAGGUACACACAUCGUGACAAAAAGAACGGACAUAGCAGCACUGGUGCUGUACGUGGAGUGUGCUCUUGCGCAGAAGGUAAGCAGUGUGAUUCAGCUGACAGACAGUUCAACACGCUCAUUCCAUGGUGUCUGCCCCACACUGGAAACAGACACAAUCACUGGGCUGGCCUGUACGGUAGGCUGGAAUGGGAUGGAUUUUUCAGCACCACUGUCACCAAUCCUGAGCCCAUGGGGAAACAGGGUCGUGUUCUACAUCCUGAGCAGCACCGCGUGGUGAGUGUGCGGGAGUGCGCACGCUCCCAGGGAUUCCCAGAUACAUACAGGCUCUUUGGGAACAUUUUAGACAAGCACAGACAGGUUGGCAAUGCAGUACCACCACCUCUGGCUAAAGCUAUCGGCAUGGAAAUUAAACUCUGCGCACUUGAGAGGAAGAAAGGGAACACAGUGCCCAUCAAACUUGAGACUAUGGACACGAGCAACUAAUUCAUCUCCUUGAGCUUGAUGUUCCCACCGAAUUUUCAUGCACUACAUUCAAGGGCAGGAGGAAGGAAAGAAGAUGGGAUUCCUGUGACUGUUCAGUGAAGCGAUGUCCUUUUUUAACUGGCUGUGAUGCAGCCAAUGAAGAUGUAACAUUGUUUUUAGUUAAUGAACAUUUUCUCUUGAUUGUGCAGUGCUGUCAUGCAUUGUGGAUUUUAAUGUGGUUUUAAAAUGCACAGUAUUUGAAUAAUUGCCCACUUUCUACAGUGGUAAUUCAAUGUUUAAUAAACGUAGUUUUUAUAUGUUGUAAUAUUUCAAUAAAUAUCUUAAGUGGAA